Messenger RNA from Nezara viridula (southern green stink bug), 6619 nucleotides. Lineage: Eukaryota; Metazoa; Arthropoda; Insecta; Hemiptera; Pentatomidae. The record is from the annotation of a GenBank genome assembly.
CGAAACAGCCGUUUCUGAAAUACCUGCACAUCUGAGAAAAUACAUAUAGUAACCGGAAGUACUGCUCAGAAUUUAAUAAAAUACAGCAUUACUAUUUUACCAAUUCCCAAAUUUCUUUCAAAUUUGAAUCACAUCGAUCGAGCUUUUUCUGAAAUAUUGGUAUAUCUAAGAAAAUACAUUUGUGCGUGCGCAACCGGAAGUACUACGUAGAAUUUAAUGAAAUUGAUAAGAGACCAUCUAAGUAUCAACUCCCUCAUUCUCUGAAAAUGAGAUAAACAAUAGUAAGUGAUACGUCCUUCACAUCGAUUUGACUACAGACAGACACUGAUCCGAAUUUGAUGUUUGAUGUGUGAAAAAUAAAAUACGAGUGGAAAUUUUCGAUUCUGAGGAAGCAAAAUCAAUUAGGAUUCAUAUUGGAAAUAGGCGACUUGUACUGAUAAUGUGGUUUUGCUCUGUGAAGAACAUUUUCGCAUUUGUGCGAUGACUGAAUUGAUAAAACGUUGAAUGGUCAGUUAUUUUUUUAAUAUUCGAGGUUUGUUAUUGGAUUCUUCCAAUCAUACAUGAACAUACAAAAGCGUCGGUAAUCAAGUGGAAGGUAAUAGUUUGUUGACCGUGGCCUUCAACCAGGAAGAAGAGCUCUUACCGGGAACCUUGGUUUCUUUUCUUUGUUUCCCUUUGGCUCUCUUCAGCAGGAGGUAAUGCGAAAUAAAACCAUAGAAAAAGAAUAAAAAUAGACGUUGGAGUGUGGUUGUGGCCAACGUCAUCUCGCUCAACACUUGAGGUUCGGCAUCCCCACUUCUGCCAGUUGGUGUUAUCUCCUUCGAAAAUCUACCUACCCGCAAUAAGGUGAGACAUAUAUCCUUUUCAGUUGUGUAGUGCAUUUAUUUACACGCAUUUGUCAGGAUCUUUAUCUACCUAUUUGUGAAAUUGAUAUUAUCUACCUAUUAUGUAUUUUAUAGUCCAUUCACUUUCGAAUUAUGUGGAUAAAUGAAGAUAGCUUUAAUUAAGAAGAGUAAAAAUUGUAUGAAAGAGGUGCAAAAAAAGCCUUGGUUCUUUUCGGUUUUAGGAAUUAUGUUGCUGCUCUUGACUUUAUGCAUCUUAUUUGUCAAGCCUGGGAUAACUGCAGACGAAAAUUAUAGAACAACGUGGAGGUCGGAGGAUGUUCCUCCCGCUGCGGCCAGCACCUACCCAUGGGAUACACUCCGUGAAAAUUUUUUGGCUCUAAGCAAUGUUGCCCCUCAGGAGAGUUUCAUCUGCAGGGAACAAAAGUGUGUGGCUAAAAUUUCAUUCGAUUCCCUAAACAAUGUCAAUGCAAAAGAAUUUCCUUCUGUCGAAAGUUGCCGACUUUCAUGUAGUAAGAAUGGAAACCUUUGGCCCUUGCCCAACAUGGCUGAUCUCGGGAAGGAACUGGUUCAAAUUGACAUAUCCCACAUGGAGCUACUUUUAGACGGCAGCCCAGAAGUAAAAACAUAUUUGAGUUCCGUUUUUGAAAUAUUUCGCGAAAAUAUGGUGACUGAUUGCGUCGAAAAUACCACAAGACCGUCAAAUACAUCGAUAUAUAUGGCGAUAAAAGUACAUGACCAGAAAGUCAAAUUGGACAGGAAUACCAAUGAGUCAUAUAGACUUGCUGUCAAUCAACAACCUGGCAAGGUAAACGUCAACAUCGACGCCGAAACUGCUUUUGGUGCAAGGCACGCGUUAGAGACUCUGUCCCAAUUGACCAGCAAGGUCUUCUACAACGGCUCUUGCAGUGUUUACAUCAUUUCUGCAAACAUCGUAGACAAACCUGUCUUCAAACACAGAGGGGUCCUCAUCGACACUUCUCGACACUUCAUCCCAGUCAAGGAUCUUAAGAAAACCAUAAGGGCUAUGGCGGCCGUCAAGUUGAAUGUACUACACUGGCAUGCGACAGAUUCUCACAGUUUUCCGCUUCUUCUUAGCAAAAUACCCAUUAUGGCAAGGCUGGGUGCAUAUUCAGAAAAUGAGAUAUAUACUGAAAAUGACAUAACACUUUUGGUGAAAUAUGCUAAGCUGAGAGGAGUUAGAAUAUUGAUGGAAAUUGAUUCUCCAGCCCAUGCCAGUAAUGGAUGGCAAUUUGGUGAUAAGGCAGCAAUGGGAAAUUUAGUGCUUUGCAGAAACCACCAUCCCUGGCAAGAAGCUUGCAUGCAGCCUCCUUGUGGUCAACUAAAUCCUGCUAACCCAAAUGUUUACGCUGUAUUAGGUCUAAUCUUUAAGAAUUUGCAAGAACUUAUACCUACAGAUGAUAUGUUCCACAUGGGUGGUGAUGAGGUAGCAUAUUCUUGCUGGUCAAGGUCAUCAGAAGUUACAGAUUACAUGCUUCGUAAAGGAUAUCCAUUAACCGAUUCUGGAUAUAAAACUUUAUGGGGAGAAUUUCACAAUAGAGCACUCAAAGCUUGGGAUAAUGCCACUGGACAUUCUAACACUAAAAUUAUUCUAUGGACCAGUGACCUGACAAAUCCUUACAGCAUAGCUACCCAUUUGGACAAGGAUAGGUUCAUCAUCGAAGCUUGGACUGGCAGAAAUGACCCAGUUCCUCAUGAAUUAUUAAACAUGGGCUAUGAAGUGAUUUAUGCUUCUGUAGACACCUGGUACCUAGAUCAUGGGUUUGAUGGAGGCCAAUAUCAUCCCUGGAAAUCAGUUUAUGAAAAUCAAAUUCCGAAUGUUCCCAAUGUUUUAGGCGGUGAAGUGGCGCUUUGGUCUGAAUUAGUGGAUUCAAAUAAUCUGGACACUCGCCUUUGGCCCCGUGCAGCAGCACUAGCUGAGCGAUUGUGGUCAAAUCCCAAAACAUCCCCAGAUGAAGCUUCUUACCGCUUGAUGGAAACUCGAAAUAGACUGAUUAGGAGAGGAGUUCAAGUUGACCAGAUCUUACCUGAGUGGUGCUAUCUAAAUGAAGGACACUGUUAAUAGUUUACUUUAUUCUGAUUAUGUUGGCUAAGGAAAUCAUGAAAAGGAUCUUGAUAAAUAACCUAUACAUUUUUUGUUUUAUGAUUUUAUAAUAAUUUUGUAUUUCCUAAAAUUGUACAUUUUUACUUACAAAAGAUCUUUGUAUUAUUGCUUACAAAGAAUCUAUAGUUUUAACAUAUGUUUCACUCUAUAUUUAAUCAUUUAUCAAGUGAAAAAAUAAUCUAAAUAUCUCUAUAAAUAAAAAUGAUGUUUUUACGAUGUAAGUAGUUGAACUUAGAUGAAAGUUUAAACAAAUAAAAAAAAAAAGAAACAUUAUAUUUGUUAAUUAAUAUCACCCAAAUAGAAUGGGUACUCAUACCUACUAUUCUAAAGAGUUCUUCAUCAUCAGUUAUUGAGAUUAUGUAUAAUGGUUUUGAGGAUGAUUUGUAAUUCAAUUAUUCAGAUUUAGUUCAAAAUAUUUAAGAUAUAGGUACAAUCCAAGCAGUUUUCUAUAUUAAAAAUGAAAUUACAAUAAAAUUACAGGAAAAUGUGAAAUUAUAGACAUAAGUUUAAGCAAAUAUUGCAUUGGUUGAUUGCAAUGCACUAGGUUAGCUUUUAAAUUAAUUGAUACAAUUUUAAAAUAAUUGUUAUCAAGAACUAAUAAUAAUGGCUAUUCAUGAUGUUAUAUGAUUUAACCACUAAGUUAAAUCAUUAGCUCCUGAAUUAUGAAUAUGUUCUUGAUAAAAUAUUUUAUGAAAUUGAAGAUUGCCUCUUAUUCUAUGUUUCUCCUUACUUGGACCUAGUAGCCUAAGAUUGAUCGGAGGGCUGAAUCAAAAUGUUUUAUUUAUUUUUGUAAAUGACUGAAGUUAGAGAAUAAACUUUGUUAAGUAUAAUCGAAGGUUGUUUUAGUUUGUGAUAUUUGUUUUCUGAUAUAAGUUAAUUAAUAUUAUUUUUAUUAUAAUAAAACUUGUGCUUUUUCUUUAUUAAGUAAGUAUUUUUCAAUGAAAUUAAUUUCUUACUUAACAUGAUACCAUUAUAAUCUCUUAUUAAAUCUUCUUCCUUUCCAAAAAUCAAAGUUUUCACAAAAAUUUAACUGUUUUGUCUGUUUUCUGUGUAUUAAAAAUAACAAAUUAAAUUAUUCACAAAGGCAAGAUUAUAAAAGAUUAUUACCUUUGUGUUUUAUCAUUACUUGUUAUUGACCUAUUUUGGAAAGACAAUUAGUUUCUAUAGCUAAUGAGCUAUUGUUCACAAAUGAUAUUGAUACUGUUAUCGAUGAAACUAUUUGUAAAAGUUAUCUCAUUUUGACAGUAUUAACAAAAUUUUGUUCUUACUUUGAUAGAAUAUUUCACUUCUUUCCUUGAGACUUCUACUUAAAUUUUCUUUGAAGAUGAUACCUAUAUCUCUGUUGUUUAAACUUUUGAAACAUUAUUCAAAUCCAAUAUAGUUUUUUAAAAAUAUUUUCAUACUAAUUAUAAAAGAAAAAUGAUCAAAUUGUUCCUUAGCUUGAUCUAAAAUUUUAAAUUUGCUAAUAACUUUUUACAAAACAGGUUGUAGCUGUCAACAUUUAUUAUUAAAGAUUCACCAAUAAAAUAGCUAAUUUAUUUUUAGCUUUGGCUCAGCUCAUUAUAAAAGAAAAAUAUUAUAAUUAACUGUUUUCUCAUAGUAUAAAAUCUUUAUCCAAAAAUGUGAAAAUUGAAACUAAGUAACUGCAUGAAAAAAUAAUCAAGCAGUAUGCAUUGGUGUGCCUAUACACCAAUAUUUAGGCACUAGUUGUGCCUUCAAAGAUCCAGGAAUAUGAGAUUUUCAUAGUAGUAAAAAUACUUAUUUAAUUAAUUUAUUUUACAAAUGAUACCUUUAAUCACUCUCUUUUUUUUUACAAUAUUUAUAAUAAUACAAAAUAUACAUCAACGAAAUGUAUAUGAUUAAUACAGAGUUCCAUGAAAAUAUGAAGAAAAAAAUCUAUAAGACAGUUCUUAAUUCAUGGUUUUGGCAUGUCAACUGCCAUAAACUCAAAUAUGUUAUCAUUAAAUCCAAUUUUUUUUUUUUUUUAAGGUAACUUUGAUCCUGUCUAUCAGACAUUACCUACUUUUUCAUACCUACGAUUUCAUCAACAAUUUCUUUGUUUCAUCAACAGUUCGGUGACACUGAACUAUAUGAAAUCUUGGAUCCCUUAAGCCAACAGGAAAUAUCUAAGCAUUAUUUAUGUGAAGUCCUACACUAUUGUACAUGAAUAAAUGUAGUGCUAGAAUGUUUCCUAUGACGCUUACAACAUUAAAUACACACAUUGAUACAAGAACUUGUUUGUGGAAUCAAUGUGAUUUUGAUGAACAUGAAAACUUAGAUAAAUUUAAAGUUAAUUAUAUUAGUUGAAAUCCAGCCAUCUAUAAUAAUUGCAGAGCAAAAAGGUAAUGCUUCUAAAAAAAAAAAGAAAUGAAAUAAAAUAAAAUAAAUCUUACUUAUGGAAUUUGUUUUCUUCUGUACAGUGCCCAUUACUCACCAUUUAACUUCUUCUGUGAGAAGAUUAAUAAUCAAGGGUCUCUUAAGAAUCAGAUCAAAUCAUCUUUAUGCUUCCGAUUAUUUACCCAUUCAUAAUGAUAUGAGAUCAUCAGCAUUUUGUACUCUAUUAUUGACUAUAAUCAACAUUUCUAAAUUAAUAAGGAUUCUCCUGAUCUCAUGCAUUUCGGUAAAUUCCCCAGUCCUCUUUAAUCAUAUCUGCUGCUUUUUCUCCAAUCAUGUAGCAGGGUGCCAUUGUAUGGGGUCCAACAAUUGUUGGCAUUAUAGAAGCGUCAGCUACUCUCAACCCUGUGAUUCCAUACACUUUAAGCCUUGGGUCUACUACUGAUGUGUAAGGAUCGGGACCCAUCUUGCAAGUGCCACAUUGGUGAUGAAAAUGUAUGGUCACAGUUCGUAUGGCGCACUCCCAGUAUUCAUCAGAAUUAAAUUCUAAACUUUCACACCCAUGUACUGGAACUUUAUGAAGCUUUGCACCAACUCUUUGAAAGGAUUCUGCCUCACCAAUUCUCAUUGCUAUCCUCACUGCUUCUAUCAAAAUUUUCAUAUCAAUUGGAUCUGAGAAGAAAUUAUUUUUAAUAUGUAAUGGAUCUCUUGGAUCGCGACUCAUAAGUUUUACUUCACCUCUGCUUUUGGGAUACAUGUACAAAGGCCCUAUAGCGAAAGCCUCUCGGAAUUUUACAUUCCCCCAAGUUUUAUGAUACACCUCAUCUGUAAUGUACAAAUUCCUUCUGAUAAACGUACCGCCAUCUGACACCAAGGAGCCUGGAGCGAGUAUUAACUCGAUGUCAGGAGAUGAACCUGCGUAUGAACUCUUCACAAAAGCUACUGCUUCCGCUCCGUUAUCGGCGUAUAUGUUGUUCCCGAAUUUGUACCACUGAAUGAAAUCUAUCGGACUGGUCAAUAACAUCUUGGGAAGAGUUAUACUAUCGGUGGUGUUGAUGAGGAAUAUUAAAGCAGGUGUGCUGGGUUGGUCUUGUAAAUUUUUACCAACUGGAAGGUCCUCAAUGACUGGAAUUUUUAAUGUCUCUAAAUCAUCUACCGGUCCAAUACCAGAUAACAUUAGCAACUGAGCAGAGCCGAAGGCACCGGCUGAGAGAAUAACCUCAUUCGUCGCUAGGACAGUUUUCUCCACUCCAUUUUUCAAAUACUUGACACCAUAUGCUCUUUUUGUUUCGGGUGUAAUGAGAACUUUAGUGACAAG